UUUAGUUUGAAAUUCUUUUUUCUAUAGAUUAUAAGUUUUUUCCUUCAGUCUGGUCGAGAUGCCCCAGGUGUCAGCACAGGAAGUUCUUGCAUUGCUGAGGAUCUGCCUAGAGAAAUCCUCCCUUCAGCAGAACCUCCCCUAAGACCCACAAUUGAACUUGAAAGAGCUCAGACAACAAGCAAGGAGCACUUUCUUCCCAAGUACUGGAAAAACGUUAUGGCUGCCAGAGAUAUGGGGUGGAUAUCUGACAGGUUGUACACAUCCACGGGUGUGAUCAGAAUUGAUCAACUAGACUGUUGGCAGCACCCACCACAGCCUCGUCUUCUGUCACCCGGAAAUUACGGUGCACCUAAUCCUGACUCAUACUUUUUGCAAAAGAUGUUUGUUUGGUCACCGGGGCGAAUGUUCCAGAUCCCACUUAAGUGCAACCGCUGCGGCAGUAGGCUCACCAGAAAGGGCAUUUACAACAGGCUGCGAGAAGUGGUUGAUGUGGAUUGUAAAUAUUAUUUGAUGACUGAGUAUUUUGAAUGUGUACGGUGUAUCCCCCACAUGACCACCAUGGGGUGGUCAGAUGUUAUCCUGAGCCAGUUGGAUGAAGGGCAUCGAUUGAUUUUUCCAGCUAUUUUGACCCAGAAGCUGGCCAUUGACAAAAAGGUUGUCAAACUUCUGAGAUCGCGGACCCUGGGAAACAGUUCUAAUCAACUACAGAACACCCUUCAAGAGCUCCACUCUGAAGAAUGGAUGAGGAAGGCCAUCAUGUACCUUAGUGACUGCCAGCAGCACAUUAGUUUGGCCACAACAGGGAUCUUGCAGUAUGCUAGGCCAGCUGCUUAUGGUCCUCUUCCACCACCCCCUCAGAUGCAUGAUGCCCGCUGGUUAGUGACCUGUUUGAGGAAUGAUGCCCUUGACAGGAUUGAGUAUGUAAAGGGGCAGCUGACAUCAGUGUUUGGGCGUGUGCUCAAAAUGGAUUCCACCAAAAAGUUGACUAAGAAACUGGCAGGUGCCGCAGAGGGUUCUGCAUCUUGGGUAACAAAUGUUGCCAAUGAGAAUGGGGAAAUACUGAUUUCAGUGUUUACUUCUGGGGAGGGAGCCAAGUUAGAAAGGAUGGCAGCAGGCCUGGUGAAGCGGUAUAAGGAUGCCAAGCAGCCCCCACCUGACCUUCUCUAUGUUGAUAGAGACUGCUGCUCGGCAUCAGGAGUACCUAAGUCCUUGAAGCUUUUCAGCCCUUGGAAAACAAUUGUCAGGCUUGACAUCUGGCAUUUCAUGCGCAGAUUUGCAGUUGGGUGCAUGACUGACAACCACCCACUGUAUGCACCAUUUCUAAGAAGCCUCUCAAACUGUAUAUUUGAGUGGUCAGCACAAGACGUGCAGCAGUUGAAAUCAGCCAAGAGGAGGGAACUCAUCCAGCAGGGGAUGAAGAAUCCGACUGACUCUGUGGUGGAGAAGUCCAUCACAAAAGGGGAGCUGGCCCUUCAUUGCAGGCGGAAGACAAGAGGAGUCAAGGAGACAACAGCCAUGAUAAGGAACCUCAUACAAGAAAUGUCAGGGAUGACAGAUUCCUGUGGAGUUCCCCUCAUUGACAAGGAGAGGAUGUUAAGAAUCUGGGAUACACAGCAGAAACAUAUUCCUUGCAUCCAGGACCCUGAGGGGUAUUCCCUGUACACCAUCACUGGUUCUCUGAGGAAAGGUGGUCAAGAUCUGACUACAUACAGGUGUGCUCGUGGAUCAACUUCCCUGGAGUCUUUUCACCUUCACCAAAACAGAUUUGUGCCAGGUACCCGGGCCAGUGAUGUCAAUAUGCAGCUGUAUCUGCUAGAAGGGUUGGCACGCUGGAACAUAGAUCGUGGCAGAGAUGCCUUGGAGGCACCUUCUCCAGUAAGGUGUUAUGACACCAAGAUGAAACUGACUCUUAAUGCCCUUAGCACAUCAGUGCUAGGUUAUGACAUCAUUAAGGACUUCCAGCCCCCAGCCAAAUACACUGGUGAACUCAUUGGCAUUGAGUAUCUAUUGGGUCAGACCUCAGUUGGAAAAGAAAUGCUGGUAAAGGAAGAGGAGAGAAUGGAAGAUUUACAGGCGGAAGACCCUCUUUUUGCUGAUGAUCUUACACUAGUAGACUUACAGUCAACAAGAUUAGAUGUCCAGGAAGCAGAAGGAAAGCUCUCAGCUGGCGAAAGACUGUUUCCCAUUCCGGAAGAAGAGACCCAGUAUGAAAAAGAAGAGGAACAACAAUCAAGUCUCUUGUUUCCCAUCCCGGAGGAAGAACAGGAAAACCGGUCUAGUCUCUUGUUUCCCAUCCCGGAGGAAGAACAGGAAAGCCGGUCUAGUCUCCCAGAGGAAGAACAGGAAAGCCCGUCUAGUCUCUUGUCAAGUGUGGACUGGAGAGGGAUUCCGGGUUGGGACAAGGUGGACAGGCUGACGAAUCACCUUCUCAAUUUCACAGAGAUGUCUCUCACCCCUGACGAUGUAAUGACGUGCAUCAUGUUGUAUGAUGACCUGGAUGAUUAUGAUAAACAAAGGACUCCUCGGCCAUACAUAGAGCAACAGUCUGCCCUGUCUGGAAGAUUCAAAAAGGGGAAGUCCAAAUCCACUGUGUCUCCAGAUGUGGAGAGAACAAGAAGAAGUUUUCUGGGUGCAGGGGUACCUGCAGCUUCUCCUGCCAUCAACAGAAUUGUGGAGGCACUGUGUAUAAAACUUUGUGCCAAGUUCAGAAACCCUAGGAAGAGAGGGGAUGUUACUGGAUGGAAUAAGGUCGUAGACACCUACACCUUAAUCAGCCAGGCAGUCCUGGGCAAUGGUCACCUAAUGGAGCGCACCAAUUUAGUGCUGCCACCCAUCAACAAUGCCACCUUGCGUUCUUGGUAUCACCAAAGGGAGAGACGUCAAGAUGUGACACAGCUGCUACUUGGUGCCACUCUCCCUGGGGCCAAGCUGUCAACUACACCAGAUCUCCCAGAGGCACGCCCCAAGCCAGUGCAAACCUCCCUCCCGCAUGGCCUGGUGGAGAUGGGAGUGUCUCUGGUAGAAAACAGAGCUGGCCAGGAGGUCACCCCAACCAGGGCAAAAAAAGGGAGUGCCAUGCCCCUCAGUAUUCAACCAUCUUUUGCUGUGCCCAAGUCGACCUCAUGGUACCAAAAAAAAAGGAAGGCACAAGAGGAGGAGGGAACUGUGGGCAGAUACAAAAUGAAAAAGGAUUUUUUUGCCUGCAGUUCCUGUGGCCAACCUCGGCGAAAGGAGACUGGGCACAGGCAACUGAAGGGGUAUUGGCACUGCCCUAACAGUGCUUUGUCAUACGAAGCUUGGAGGGAAAUAACUCUUCAAAAAAUUAAUGAAAAAAAAGAAAAAAAAUGAAACAAAACAGUGCUUUUAAAAAAUAUAAAUAAAUAAAAAUUGUGGAAAAUUGUCUGUCAGAUUUAGGUUUAGUUUUUUUUUUCUUAAAGUUGUGUUGAUUAGAUGCCAUGUAAAUUGACACUUGGAUUUUUGUAAGUUAGAAAUAAUAACAGCUCUACUGCUGUCAUCUUAAGGGUUAUUUUAAGUUGUGUUAAUUGAAUUUCAUGUAAAUUGAUACUUGAAUGGAUUUAUUCUAGGGUUUCUGAACUUUUGUCCAGGACUGCCUGGCUGAUUAAGGUGUAGGUGACCUUGUUCCAUCCAGUAACAUCCCCCUCUUCCUAGGGUUUCUGUAAUUUGCACAUAGUUUUAUACAUAUUCCUUCCACGAUUCUGUUUAGGGCAGGAGAAGCGGCAGGUAACCCUGCACCCAGAAAACUUCUGAAAUGUAAUAAAACUUGUCCAUCUUCCAGACAGGACAGACUGUUGUUCUAGGUAUGGCCGAUGACUCCUUUGUUUAUCAUAAUCAUUCAACAUGAUGCACAUCAUCUCUGUGAAAUUGAGAAGGUGAUUCGCAACUCUACUGCUGUCAUGUUUAGUUUAUUUAUGUUGUGUUGAUUAAAUGUCAUGUUAAUUGAUACUUAUAUUGAAUGGAUUUUUGUAAGUUAGAAAUAAUAACAGCACCACUGCUGUCAUGUUUAGUUUUUUUUAAGUUGUGUUGAUUAAAUGUCAUGUAAAUUGAUACUUAUAUUGAAUGGAUUUUUGUAAGUUAGAAAUAAUAACAGCACCACUGCUGUCAUGUUUAGUUUUUUUAAGUUGUGUUGAUUAAAUGUCAUGUAAAUUGAUACUUAUAUUGAAUGGAUUUUUGUAAGUUAGAAAUGAUAACAGCACUACUGCUGUCAUGUUUAGUUUUUUUUUAAGUUUUGUUGAGUGAAUGUCAUGUAAAUUGAUACUUAUAUUGAAUGGAUUUUUGUAAGUUAGAAAUGAUAACGGCUCUAUUGCUGUCAUGUUUAGUUUUUUAAGUUUUGUUGAUUAAAUGUCAUGUAAAUUGAUACUCAUAUUGAAUGGGGUUUUGUAAGUUAAAAAUAAUAACAAUAUAUAAAUUA
Molecule: messenger RNA, 4429 nt
Organism: Lingula anatina
Lineage: Eukaryota; Metazoa; Brachiopoda; Lingulata; Lingulida; Lingulidae
Source: RefSeq, a predicted model, not a curated record